GGCAAUGCGAUGCAACAACAACAACAGUAAGCUAUCGACUAUUCAAAAUACAGCAACAACAUCAUGUGUACGUUGCACUUGUUUGGCAUUAGUUUACAAAGUUGCCGUUGUAAAGUUCCAAGAACAGGAUAAUAUGUUCAGAUGAAAUUGACUGUUUAAUAUGCCUCAGGUUGGAGGGGUUCAGCUACUGUUACUAGUUCUGGCUGUGCCAACACAGUAUUUUAUAUCAAAAUGGAUGACACCAUCCUCUUCAGAUAGAGAAUACAUGACACGGAGACUUAUAAAUGGCGUCCACAAUUGCAUUCAAGCUUUUACAAACGCAAGUACUUGGAAAAAAAUUCUCAUCAAGUUUGUAAAAUUUACAUCACCUCCAUCAAGAACAAGGAUAAAAGAUAUGGGGGAAUGCCCAGCUAAAGAAGUAUUCUCAUAUCAAAAUAAAGAGGGAUAUUUUGCAUCUUCAAUAGACAUCAGGAAACCAAGACCAACAAGUGUUGCAUACAGAGUAGGACAAGUGAUAAAACACAAAAAAUGGGGAUACAGAGGUGUUAUUGUUGGCUGGGAUGAAAGGGCAAAAGCCCCAGAGUCUUGGAUAAAUGUGAAUCACAAAAAUAAAUUGGAAUGGAGAAAGAUGCCAAAUUAUUCAGUUCUAGUUCACACGGAUGACAGAUCCCCAGCACAGAUAACCUACAUCCCCCAAGAAAACUUUGAAAUUUUAACCGAUACGAAGAUCAAUCACCCUGAAGUCGAAGAUUAUUUUGAAGACUUUGACGGAGCACAGUACGUACCAAGACCGUGGCUGAAAGAAAUCUACCCUCUUGAUUAGUAAGACAAUUCCAAAACUAUUGAAUCAUAAAUCUUGUUUUACGUGUUUCUGAAAAUACUAUUUGCAGCUCGUUAGCCAAAAGAUUAAUAAAGCACUUAUUUGAUGUCCUAAAUAGCACCUAACUUUCUAUAGGCAAGUCACCUCAUUAAAAUUUAUCUCAGGUCAAAUAGAAAGAUUUAUAGCAUUGAGUAUUUGCAUAUCUUUAAGCUGUUGUCGGAAAAUUCAGAUUGAGCAAAUUAACAGAUCAUUGCCGAUGGUGUCUGUUUGAGGUCACUCAUUCACUGUAAUAAUUAAAGCUUUAAUUAGU
This is a messenger RNA of Rhopilema esculentum, 1130 nucleotides long. RefSeq lists its product as uncharacterized. The record is from RefSeq and is a predicted model, not a curated record. Gene Ontology annotation, molecular function: DNA binding. NCBI's taxonomy places the organism in Eukaryota, Metazoa, Cnidaria, Scyphozoa, Rhizostomeae, Rhizostomatidae.